AUGCAGACUGGGAACUCAGACCUCCCCCUCGAAACACUUUCACACGCAAUCUCCCUCCUCGCGCCCCCGUUCUACGCCGAUAAUCGGGACGAGAACGCCCCUCCCGCGCAAUACCAUCGCUACCUCGACCCUCCUCCCUUCUCUGGCGCAGCUGUCACUGGACAGAUCUCGCAAGUCUCGAAAGCAUGCCAUGUGCUCCUCGAGGCGUCGCGGCCGUGGUUGUGGGAGAGCGUGGAUGUGCAGGGCGGAAGAGGGUGGUUGGCCAUCGUCAAUGCCCUGACGGAGGAGGUGCUGGAGGAGAACAACGAAGAUGAGGAAGCAGCUGGACUACCUCCGGCGGCGACUCUGGUGCCUAAGACCCCUACACUUCCUAGCAGGACGCCGCCCUCCAUGUUUGCGCCCGUGAUCGGCGAACACCCCAUUCACCCCUCCUUUGCGCCAGAUGCAACUCUGGCGUCUACCCCUAUCCUAUCCCCGACAUGGACAAGUCCCCUCGCUCCGCUCAAGAUCGAGGGGCUGCCGAUGCCUGCAACAAAGUCCAUCCUAACUUCCCCUUCACCCAUCAUCCUCCCCUCCAAGCUUCGCGGUCGGUCCCGCUCCCCUCGGCGCAGCAUCGGAUUCGCCGAUGAGGGCAUACAAGCCGUCAUGGAUCGCAGUCUGCCGACGUCUAUAUCCCUACAGCGACCUCCGGGUCUGGCAUGGCCGCGCCGUCCGUCGUUCUCGGCAGGAAGGCGUACCUCGCUCAACAACGUCAACAACAGGGAAGAGGAUUGCGGAGAUAUGGAGAUGUAUGAGGAGGGGAUAUCUUCAGGGAUCGAGGGUAUGGAUGUCGGGACGAGGAGGGACGGAUCAAACGACUCACGGAUCCUCACUCCUCCAAGGCCGGAGCCACCGGGACUGCCGCCGGCCGAAGAGGAACACUGGCUCAAUUGCAACCCGGAGUUGUUACCGCCACCGGGCCCGUACAUCCGCCACUUGAGCUUUGUCAACUUCAGGACGAUAGGAAGCAGGAGAUCUCAGGAGGAGGCGGUGCGAGGGAGAUUCGUUACCGGUGGGAGAUUGGAGGGGUUUAUCAAGAAUGCGCCAAACCUAGUCUCCCUGUGUAUGACCGAAUACGUCGACUCUGCUCUGAGCUCGCAAGUCAUCGAAGAGCUCUUCUUCCGCGGGACGAAGCGUCCACGGAUCAAACGGCGGCUAUCGUCUCAACGCGGCUCCUCCCUCUCGCGCAUCCGCUCGGUCUCCCUCGGACCCUCGGACACCUCACAAACCCAUGAUCAGCUUGAUCCCCCUCGUCCUACCUAUGUUCCGUACGAGCACGAGACAGAGGAUCAGCAAUGGCGUCGUCGGGCGAUGUUUACUCCGCUCGAGGCGUUGGAUCUCACGGGGUGUGUCAGCCGGACGUUCCAGGAUGGGAUGAGGGAGUUCUACGAGCAUCACUACGCUCCAGACGAGGCGGUCAGUGAGGAGGAGAGUGGGGGAGAUAGGGGACGAGGGAGAUCUAGGAAGCGGGCCGCUGGGAAUACCUCGUCAACGGAGACGGAGACGGAAGAUGAGGGUCAUUCUCGGCGAGGGGAACGAUCGGCAUCUCAAACUCAGCGGCGGCCUCCUAUGUUCCCCCAUCUGCACCGACUGUCCCUCCGCGGAUGCCUCGGUGUCGACGAGAAGAUCCUCGAUGCUAUCCUCCCCUCCUUCUCCGCCCUCACACACCUGGACCUGUCGGGCACCAAGGUCUCCUCGUCCUACCUCACUUCCCUCAUCGACCGCUGUCCCCGCUCUUUACGCCUGACGAGCCUUUCCCUCGCUCGGUGUCCCCGCCUCGACCCCUUCGUUGUCGUGCAAUUCCUCUGCUUCUCCCCGGCCGUCAACGACCUGCGCGAGCUCAAUCUUUACACCAACCGUACCCAGGGCAACGCUCUCCGGUCCGACGACCUCCUACAGCUCAUCACCAAAGCUCCUUGCAUCAAAAGUGGCAAGCUGCGGUAUCUCGACAUCUCGUCUGCCAUGCUCAAGGCGGAGCAUCUUCUGCCGGGUACAUUCCCCCCUCAGCCGUCACUCGUUUCUCUCGGUCUAUCCCACAUACCCCUACUUCCCCUCCCUCCAAUCGCUACCUUCCUCCUCCAGCUCGCGCCCAACGUCGAGAUUCUCACUCUCACGGGCACAGCAGCGGACACUGCCCUUCGGCCCGCCAAUACUGCCCUUCAGCUCACUCUGGAGCUCCACGCACGGCUCAUCAAUCCCCUCACUACCGUUCCCUUCUCCAUGGCCGAGGCGCUCGCGCCUCCCGGCAAGCUCAAGAACCCCGGUCCGUCCCGGCUCCGUGUCAUUGAGCUGUCUUCCUCCAUCCGGAACUCGAUCGGGCCGGAAGGAGGGAGCAACGAGUGGAAAGUCAUCCGCUCGAAAGGAGGAAGAGGGUGGUAUGUCGACGUAUCGGCCGGGUGGAUCGAGGAGGUCUUGGAGGAUGGCAAGAAUACGGCGAAUGGGAGAGUGAGCAGCGGGGUCGGGUGGCAUAGUCGGAAGAUGGAGGUGGUCAAGGGGUAUGGGAUGUUGGGGAGGGAGGAGGGACUGGCGGGUGCGGGUGCUUUUGCUUUUGAGGAGUGA
Dioszegia hungarica is the source of this 2598-nucleotide messenger RNA. RefSeq lists its product as uncharacterized. Lineage: Eukaryota; Fungi; Basidiomycota; Tremellomycetes; Tremellales; Bulleribasidiaceae. The coding region runs from base 1 to 2598 and encodes 865 amino acids. The record is from RefSeq and is a predicted model, not a curated record. The transcript has 4 exons.